Molecule: messenger RNA, 711 nt
Organism: Fulvia fulva
Lineage: Eukaryota; Fungi; Ascomycota; Dothideomycetes; Mycosphaerellales; Mycosphaerellaceae
Exons: 1
Coding region: 1-711 (236 amino acids)
Source: RefSeq, a predicted model, not a curated record
AUGCCUGCUGCAGAGCUGCCUGUCUUGACCGUCGCCACGUCGAAGCUUUGGCGACGAUGGCUUGCACAGAAUAGCUCGAACAUGCCCGGAGUCUGGCUCACGGUAGCGAAGAAAGGCACGACGAAACCUACGUCAAUGACCUACGCCGAUGCCUUGGACGAGGCCCUCUGCUGCGGCUGGAUAGACAGUCGAACUCGCAAGGUUGAUGAGUAUACCAAUUCCUGCCGCUUUACGCCACGAGCACCCAAAGGCUUAUGGUCAAAGCGAAACGUGGGCUACAUAGAACGUCUGCUGCAAGAAGGACGCAUGCAGCCAGCAGGUCUUGCGCAAGUCAAAGCUGCCAAAGCCGACGGCCGCUGGGAUGCUGCGUAUUCUGCUCAAGGAGAGCCGCCGGAAGAGUUCUUCGCGGCAUUGAAGCAGAAUCCGGGGGCCCAGAACAUGUGGGACAAGUUGAACAAGGGUAAUAGAUGGCAUAUUUACUUCACCUUACUCAAUUUGAAGACCGAGGCUGGGAAAGCGAAGCGGAUCCAGGGCUUUGUUGAGAUGCUAGCACGCGGGGAGACGCCUGUGCCGCAGAAGAGUGCGGCGAACAAGACUUCAAAGAGAGCGGCGUCUGCAAUGGAACCCCUUGAUCAAGUCUUGCCUCGCGAAGCUGUGGUCCGGAAGACACGAUCUGGAAGGAACGCUCCCUCCUACAGCGACACAGGCUGA